AUGGCAACCACGGAGAAACUCGUCAGUCCCUCCUCCAUCGGCCACUUCGGCAUUAGAACAACCCCUGAAAAGUUCGAGGCCAUGGUCAAGUGGCACCUCGACUUCUUCGGUGGACGCGAGGUACUUCGAAACGCCAAGGCCAGCUUCAUCCAGUGGGACGAAGAGCACCACAGAAUGGUCAUCGUGCAAGACGACAGCCACGAGCAGAUCCCAGCCGACAAGCGCCCUACAGCAGCAACAGUCUACCACAUCGCUUUCACACUCAACUCUCUCGAGGAUCUUGCCACCAGCUACGAGCAGAAGAAGGCCCGCGGCAUCCUGCCCACUGGCCUGUCAACCAUGGCAUGA
This is a messenger RNA of Podospora pseudocomata, 348 nucleotides long. RefSeq lists its product as uncharacterized. The record is from RefSeq and is a predicted model, not a curated record. The transcript has a single exon. NCBI's taxonomy places the organism in Eukaryota, Fungi, Ascomycota, Sordariomycetes, Sordariales, Podosporaceae. The coding region runs from base 1 to 348 and encodes 115 amino acids.